AUGUCAAUGAAAUUAAAAAUAAAAUCCUUUUUCGGACCAUCAAGACAAUAUGCUGUCACAGGUGCAUCCAAUAACCCUUCCAAGUUUGGGUUUAAAAUCUUGCUGUGGUAUAUUAGUCAUGAUUUACCAGUGGUACCAGUUAAUCCAAAGGAAACAGAAAUUUUGGGACAACAGGUGAUUCCAAAUGUAACUAAAAUUAUUUCCAGUAUUCAAGACCAUUCAAAAGUUGGACUGCAUGAUUUCUCAUCCACUGAUGGUCUUAGUAUUUCCUUCUUAACUCCCCCACAUAUAACCGAGGCAACUUUGCGCGAAAUUGCUGGAAUCCUGGGGUAUCAACAAAUAAUCAAGGGACUUUGGUUUCAACCAGGUUCUUAUGACCAAGCUGUCUUGGAAACUGCAGAAAGUAUCGGAUUGUUUGAUAAAGUUGUGUAUGAAGACGAAUGUAUUUUAAUAAGAGGAGAAGAAGGUCUAGUUAGUGCAAACCUAUAG
Molecule: messenger RNA, 489 nt
Organism: [Candida] anglica
Lineage: Eukaryota; Fungi; Ascomycota; Pichiomycetes; Serinales; Debaryomycetaceae
Source: the annotation of a GenBank genome assembly